AUGGCUACCCCGCAGACAGCACUGGACGCUCUCCGCCAAAGGACCAUUGUCGACUGCGAUACAAUGGAUGAGCAAGUUGCCAAAACCUUCGGCCCCUUCCAGGAUUGCACUUCCAAUCAGCCCGCGCACAAGGACCUGAUCACCGCAUCCGUCAAAGAAGCAAUUGAGCUAUCUCCCAAAUUCCCCGGCCCAGCGUCGAGGAAUUGGCCGUCGAGAUUGCAGUAUACGAUCAAACUCGCCCUCAAGAUCGCCCCCCACAUCACAGGCUACAUCCACAUCCAAACCAACCCGUACUACUCCUACUCGACCACAAAGACCUUCACAAAUGCGUGGAGAAUCAUCCACCUCACCCAGCACCUCGCCCCAACCCUCCCGCAAUCGCGCAUCUGCAUCAAAAUCCCCAGCACCUGGGAGGGCCUACUCGCCUGCUCGCUCCUCGAAGCCUCCGGCGUGCGCACCCUCGCCACCACCCUCUUCACGCUAACCCAAGCCGCGCUCGCCGCCGAGGUCGGAUGCACCUACGUCGCGCCCUACGUGAAUCAAUUAAAGGUGCACUUUGAACCGGGGAUCCAAACCUACUACCACGCCAUCAACAGCCGCACGCAAGUCCUCCCCGCCAGCUUGACCUCCACAGACGAGAUCCUCGCGCUCGCCGGCGUGCACCACAUGGCCAUCGCGCCGGGGCUGUUGCAGCAACUGGCCGCGCUGCCGGCUUCGGCUGCUGCUAUGCUACACGCACCGGGGUCGUUCCGGGACGAUGAGGCGGGGUAUCGGCUUGCGUUUAGUCGGGAGGGGCGGGGGGAGAGUGAGGGGAAGCUUGCGCAGGCCGUGAGUAUCCUCUGUGAGAUGCAGGAUCGUUUGGUGCAGAUGAUGGGGUUGGUCUUGAAGGGGGGUGCGUAG
Aspergillus fijiensis CBS 313.89 is the source of this 900-nucleotide messenger RNA. Its product is annotated as transaldolase. The coding region runs from base 1 to 900 and encodes 299 amino acids. Gene Ontology annotation, cellular component: intracellular anatomical structure. Gene Ontology annotation, biological process: pentose-phosphate shunt, non-oxidative branch; carbohydrate metabolic process. The transcript has 8 exons. Gene Ontology annotation, molecular function: transaldolase activity. Lineage: Eukaryota; Fungi; Ascomycota; Eurotiomycetes; Eurotiales; Aspergillaceae. The record is from RefSeq and is a predicted model, not a curated record.